Kickxella alabastrina is the source of this 1011-nucleotide messenger RNA. Its product is annotated as WD40-repeat-containing domain protein. Gene Ontology annotation, cellular component: catalytic step 2 spliceosome. Bases 55 to 939 code for a protein of 294 amino acids. Gene Ontology annotation, biological process: mRNA splicing, via spliceosome. Gene Ontology annotation, molecular function: protein binding. The transcript has 2 exons. NCBI's taxonomy places the organism in Eukaryota, Fungi, Kickxellomycota, Kickxellomycetes, Kickxellales, Kickxellaceae. The record is from RefSeq and is a predicted model, not a curated record.
AUUUUCUCAAAUAGAAUCAUCUUUAUCCAAUAUUUUAAAUUGUAUGCGAUAAAAAUGACGGCUAGGAUACUGCACAAGUUAACAGACCACAUUGGAUCGGUCAACACAGCCAUAUUUGACUCUUCGGGAAAUUAUACUACCAAUGCAAAUAACGGACGGCUAGUGCAGACAUAUGAGGGUCAUGGCUGGGCAGUCCAGGGUAUUGCCAUUAGCAACGAUAGUACGCAGAUGGUCUGCUGUGGUGGGGACCGGUCUGUGACCAUGUGGGAUAUAAACACCUGUGAAAUCAAACGCAGGCUGACAUCGGGUCACAAGCAGCGCGUGGACUGCGUUGCAACCAAUGCCGAUGCAUCUAUCGUAGUCAGCGGCUCGUUUGAUAAGACUGUUGCGGUGUGGGACACUCGUUCAAUGCAGCGCACGCCCUUGCAGGUUCUAGACGACGCAAAGGACGGUAUAUCCAGCGUACUGCUUACGUCAACUGAGAUUAUAUCUGGAUCAAUUGACGGCUCAGUCAGGACUUAUGACAUGCGCGUGGGAAAAGCGGUGACUGACUCGCUAGACCAGCCGGUGGUAUCAGUGCGUGUAUCUCAAACCAAAGAUUCUCAGAGCCUUAUCGUGGGAUGCAUGGACAGCACCGUUCAACUAGUGGAUCGUAGCAGCGGCAUGGCAUUCGGAACGUUUUCGGGCCACCAGUGUGCGAAAUACCGGAUUCAAUGCGACUCUAACGGUGAGCUCGUGGCCAGUGGCUCAGAGGAUGGGUUUGUAUACGUGUGGGACGUCUUGGCUAACAGCGAAACUGGCAGCUAUAUAUCGCGACUGUCAGGUCAUUCUGGGAUUGUAAAUACUGUUUCUUUCCAUCCACACUCAGUGACAGACUCGGCCAAAAAGCAGGCCAUGCUUUCAGCAGCUUCAGACGGCAGUGUGAUUAUUUGGGGAUGAUAUAGCUUGUAUUUCAGUGUUCUUUUCUGUACAACUUUUCUAUUUGUGAACCCCGCAAUUUUUUGAACAAAA